This is a messenger RNA of Coccinella septempunctata (seven-spotted ladybird), 2034 nucleotides long. Its product is annotated as 5-aminolevulinate synthase, erythroid-specific, mitochondrial. Gene Ontology annotation, biological process: hemoglobin biosynthetic process; heme biosynthetic process; erythrocyte development. Bases 152 to 1816 code for a protein of 554 amino acids. NCBI's taxonomy places the organism in Eukaryota, Metazoa, Arthropoda, Insecta, Coleoptera, Coccinellidae. The record is from RefSeq and is a predicted model, not a curated record. Gene Ontology annotation, cellular component: mitochondrion. Gene Ontology annotation, molecular function: 5-aminolevulinate synthase activity; pyridoxal phosphate binding. The transcript has 9 exons.
UCAAAUUUGCGUGUUUCUACUCAACUCAGUCCACCUUUCCCGUUUGAAUUGAUAUCCUAUCAGUUGAAUACCAACUCUUGUUUGAGCAGUUUGCAAGACACCUGUUACCCUGUUGUGAUUUCAUUCAGUUUGUUGAGAGUGCUGUGCGUACAUGUUUAGUAGAAAUCUCUUCGUAAAAUAUCAGUUCAAAAUGCCUUGCCCAUUUUUGACUCGACUUGGACAAAAUUACGUAAAAAGUUAUGCUCCUCUUUUGGUGAAAACCUACGGCAACCAAUGCCCUGUUAUAUCCAGAGCCCUCACAAAUGAUGCUAGACCAGAAUCUCUAUUGAAAUCAGAAGUGUCAGAGUCUGAUGUUGUACCUUGUCCAUUCUUGAAUAAAGUGAAAAAUGUUGUGAAACCAACAACUGACAAUGAUACCAUUGAGAUUAGAUCCAAUGAUCCAGACAAAAGUGAAAGUAAACCUGUUUUCCCUUAUGAAACGUUCUUCCAUGACCAAAUCAUCAAAAAGAAAAAAGAACAUUCAUACAGGAUUUUCAAAAAAGUCAAUAGACUUGCGGGUCCUGGUCAAUUUCCAAAAGCUCUGGAAUAUACAUGGGGUGAGAAGCCAAUAACUGUUUGGUGCUCCAAUGACUACUUGGGAAUGUCUUGCCAUCCUGAAGUGAAAAAUGCUGUCAGGAAUGCUUUGGACACUUUCGGAUCAGGUGCCGGAGGCACUCGCAACAUAUCAGGAAAUUCAACUCUGCACGAAAAUUUGGAGAAGAAGCUGGCCAAAUUACACCAAAAAGAUGCUGCCUUAUUAUUUACCUCCUGCUUCGUCGCUAACGAUUCCACAUUGUUCACUCUGGCCAGAUCGUUACCUGGGUGUCACAUCUUCUCGGAUGCCGGUAACCACGCUUCCAUGAUCCAGGGCAUAAGGAACAGCCAAGUACCGAAGCAUAUAUUCAAGCACAACAAUCCAGCACACUUAGAAGAACUUUUGAGCAAGGUGGAUAAGUCCAUUCCUAAAAUCGUUGCAUUUGAAACGGUCCAUUCCAUGACUGGAGCUGUAUGUCCCCUCGAAGAACUUUGCGACAUCGCUCAUAAGUAUGGCGCCCUGACCUUUGUGGAUGAGGUGCAUGCCGUUGGUUUGUACGGUGAACAUGGAGCUGGUAUCGGAGAAAGAGAUCACCAAUUGCACAAAAUGGAUAUCAUAUCUGGCACAUUAGGAAAGGCCUUCGGAAACAUCGGUGGAUACAUAGCAUCCUCGUCAUCCUUGAUCGAUAUGGUUAGAUCCUACGCGGCAGGAUUCAUUUUUACAACCUCUCUACCACCAACCGUUCUAGCUGGUGCGGCAAAAGCUGUGGAUAUUCUGGCUUCGGAGGAGGGUAGGGAAUUGAGGAAACGUCAUCAGGGUAAUGUUAAGUACCUGAGGAAUACAUUGUUACGUGAAGGAUUCCCAGUGGAGCACACCCCAAGCCAUAUUAUACCUAUAAGAAUUGGCGACCCCAGUAGAUGCAGCCUCAUCAGCGAUACACUGAUGAAGGAGAAAUCUCAUUAUAUCCAGGCUAUAAACUACCCAACGGUCGCUAGGGGUGAGGAAAAGUUGAGAUUGGCACCUACUCCCUUCCACAACAAAGAACUGAUGGACACCCUAGUCGCUGAUCUGAAAGACGUUUGGAAAAAUCUGGAGAUUCCUUUGAUCGGACGAAAAUGUGACGCUGAGUGCAAGUUCUGCCACCAGCCAAUUUUGUUCGAUUACUUCGAGGCCAGGACAAGAACUAAGAAUUACAACACUUGCAAUAUUCCGAACUGCCCUCAGUUGGUGUCGACUGCCUGAUGGUCUGGUUGGUGUUCGCAAAGUUUCAGAAUGGUGGAAUGCGCAAUAAACGACUAAGCAGCAAUAGUAAAAUCGGUUCUGGUAUUUCGUCAAUGUAUUCGUCGAUUUAUCUAAAUUAUUUGGCUUUCAGGAAUUAGAGAAGUUUGAGAAUGCACUCUGUUUGAGCAAAUAUGAGAAAAUAAAAAUAUAUAUACAAAAAUAAAUUAUUUGAAUGGGAA